Molecule: messenger RNA, 4614 nt
Organism: Tyto alba (common barn owl)
Lineage: Eukaryota; Metazoa; Chordata; Aves; Strigiformes; Tytonidae
Gene: CHPF
Product: chondroitin polymerizing factor
Exons: 4
Coding region: 86-2416 (776 amino acids)
Cellular component (GO): Golgi cisterna membrane
Molecular function (GO): glucuronosyl-N-acetylgalactosaminyl-proteoglycan 4-beta-N-acetylgalactosaminyltransferase activity
Source: RefSeq, a predicted model, not a curated record
GGGGCGGGGCCAGGGGGUGACACGUCGGACGGCGGCGCCGCCAGCGGGAGCGGCAGCCGGAGCCGCCCCCGGUCCCGUCCCGGCCAUGCGGCUGUCGCUGGUGCUGUCGGUGCUGCGGCCCGCCGGGCCGGUGGCCAUCGGCGUCUCGCUGGGCUUCACCCUCAGCCUGCUCAGCGUCACCUGGGUGGAGGAGCCCUGCGGGCCGCCGCCGCGCUCCGCCGCCGCCGCCCUUCGCCCGCGCCCCGACGGCGGCCCCGCGCCGCCUCCCGGCCCCGGCAACACCAACGGCAACGCGGCGCGCAGGCCCAACGCCGUGCCCGCCGGGCUGGGCGCCGACAGCUGGGAGCCCCGCGUCGUGCCCUACCGCCCGCCCAGCCCCGGCAGGGCCGCCAAGAAGGCCGUCAGGACACGGUACAUCAGCACGGAGCUGGGGAUGCGGCAGCGGCUCUUUGUGGGUGUGCUGACCUCCAAGAGCACGCUGAACACGCUGGGGGUGGCUGUCAACCGCACGCUGGCCCAUCGCCUGGAGCGCCUGGUGUACUUCACAGGCACGCGGGGCCGCAAGGUGCCCCACGGCAUGACGGUGGUGACCCACAGUGACGAGCGGCCCAUCUGGAACAUGUACCAGACCGUCAGGUACCUUCUGGAUCACUACGUGAACGACUUCGACUGGUUCUUCCUGGUGCAAGACGAUACCUACACGGAGGCGCACCGCAUCAGCCGCCUGGUCGCCCACCUCAGCAUCGACACCCACCUCUACCUGGGCCGUCCCGAGGAGUUCAUCGGCGGGGACACUGAGGGACGAUACUGCUAUGGGGGGUUUGGCUACCUGCUGUCCCGCAGCCUUCUCCUACUCCUGCAGCAGCACCUGGAGAGCUGCCGCAACGACAUCCUCAGCGCCCGGCCUGACGAGUGGCUGGGCCGCUGCAUCAUCGACUACACGGCCGUCAACUGUGUCGAGGAGCACGAGGGCCUGCAUUACCACUAUUUUGAGCUGGGGAAGAACGCGGACCCCGAGCGGGAGACUGACCUCCGUUUCCAGAGCGCCUUCACUGUCCACCCCGUGCUGGAUCCUCUCCAGAUGUACCGGCUGCACAAGUACUUUGCACAGGUGGAGCUUGAGAGGACCUACCAGGAGAUCCAGCAGCUCCAGCUGGAGAUCCAGAACGCCAGCAGCCUGUCCGCUGACGGGGACCACGGCGCCACGUGGCCCGUUGGCAUCUCGCCCCCCUUCCAGCCCAAAACCCGCUUCGAGGUGCUGCGCUGGGACUACUUCACGGAGGAGCAGGUCUACGCUUGCGUGGACGGCUCCCCCAAGUGCGAGCUGCACGGCGUGGAUCUGGCCGACGUGGCCGACGUGGUGGCCACGGCCAUGGAGGAGCUGAACCGCAAGUACCAGCCGGUGCUCCACGUCCGCAAGCAGCAGCUGGUGAACGGGUACCGGCGCUUCGACCCCACGCGCGGCAUGGAGUACACGCUGGACCUCCAGGUGGAGGUGGUCACCCAGAAGGGGCACAGCCGCUCCGUCACCAAGCGCGUGCACCUAGUGCGGCCCCUCAGCGAGGUGGAGAUCAUCCCCAUGCCCUACGUGACGGAGGCCAGCCGCAUCAACGUCAUCCUGCCGCUGACGGCCCACGACCGGGACCACGCUGCCCGCUUUUUGGAGGCUUACGCGGCGGCCGCCUUUGAGAGCAGCGAGAAUGCGGUGCUCACCUUCCUCUUCAUCUACGAUCCCUUUGAGGCCCAGCAGGUCGCCCAGAAUGACAUCUUCGCCCCCGUGAAGGCCCAGAUCACCGAGUAUGAGCGCAAGUACGCAGAGGUGAAGAUCCCGUGGAUCAGCGUUAAGACAGAUGCACCCUCCCAAAUCAAGGUCAUGGACAUCAUCUCCAAGAAGCAUCCUGUGGACACGCUUUUCUUUGUGGCUGGCGUGGGGACCGAGGUCACCGUUGACUUCCUGAACCGCUGCCGGAUGAACACCAUCAACAACUGGCAGGUCUUCUUCCCCAUCCACUUCCAGGGCUACAACCCUGCCAUCGCUUACCACAACCAGGCGCCGCCCGCCACGCUGGACCUGCUGCGGGACGCGGGGCGCUUCGACCGCGACGUCUUCCAUGAAGCCUGCUUCUACAACGCUGACUACAUGGCAGCGCGCACCCGCAUGGCAGGUGACGUGCAGGAGAAUGAGGACAUCCUGGAGACCCUGGACAUCUACGACAUGUUCAUCAAGUACUCCAACCUCCAUGUCUUCCGGGCUGUGGAGCCCGCCCUCCUGCAGCGCUACCGGCACCAGGCCUGCAACCCCCGGCUCAGCGAGGAGAUCUACCACCGCUGCGUGCAGAGCAGCCUGGAGGGCGUAGGCUCUCGCUCCCAGCUGGCCAUGGUGCUUUUCGAGCAGGAGCAGGGGAACAGCACCUGAACCCCAGGGUGCGGAGGGGCUGGCCCUCCCCUGCCAUGCCUGCCUGCCCCCACCCCACCUCUUCUGCUGCCCAAAUCUGUCUUCCUCCUCCCGGCGCCCGCAGGGAUCAUCGGCGCCCGAGCUCGUGACUUACCCUGCUGGGGUCUGCCAGCCUGGGGGUGCGCGGGUCCUUCCAGAGCGACUGUGGCUGUUCAGGCCCUGGGGUGAGGUGGGGUUGGAGUCGCUGAGCUGUGAGCUGAAACGCCUGGCUCCUCACCCCAGAGCUGCUGGUCGCCGGCCCCAUCCCUCCGUCCUGGCCUUGCUGCCCAGUGGGGAGGCGAUGGGCUGCCCUGUCCCUUGCUGUCCCCCUCAACUGGAGGCAUGCAGAGCCCAAGGCCCCCCUGCUGCAGGGCCGCAACUGCCCCAGGGUUGGGGGUGAUCCAUCGUGGGUCUCCCAGCAUCCCAGGACAGGGCUGUGCCCCUCACUCCUUUGGAGCGCUGUGCAGGGAGGGCUGUGUCCCCGCUCCUGCCGCGGGGCAGCGGGAUGGGGCACAUCCCACCCCAGAAGAGCAAUAAGGAGGUUGGUUUCGGAGUUUUGCCACUUGGCAAAAAGCUGGAGCGCUCCCGGCUGGUUGGGGUGGGGGGGACUUGGCCCCUGGGGCCGGUGGGCACAGGGGGUGCUGGAGGGGAUCCUGCUGUAUUCACAUACCGUGAGCUGCUCCCCAUGGGAACCGUGACCCAGGCCGCUUCGGCCUUCGCAGUAUUGAUAGGACGUCGGAGGUCGCAGCCCUCAGACAAGAGCCUCUCGCCAGAGGUGGGAGCCCUCCCCACCGCGGGGCCGCCCUCGGGGUUGGGGGACACGGUGCCUGGCGCUGGUGGGCCUGGCAGAGGGUUUGGCUGCGCAUCUCCUAAGGAGAAAGUGACUGAGGAGCCGCUCUCUGCUCCUGGUUUGUAUUUAAUAGUGGGGAGAGGAGGGGGGGGGUGCAUUUACACUAAUAAAAUGGAGAGAUGAACCGGUGGAUCCGGCUGAUUCUUCCCUGGGGCACCUCUGGGUGUCCUGCUGGGGGUCUGUGUGGUGGUAGGUGCUGGCUGCUUGUACAAAAUCUGGUUGCGUCUGGCUGGACCACUUCCUCAAAGGGAUGCUGCUUUCCCCAAGCUGUCUGAAGCAUCCUCUACCUGAGCUGGGAGACAAGGCCAGGGGAGCCCGUUGGCUUAUGGACAGGCUGGCAGGCACUGGGCCAAGCAGACACUUGGAAAUGCCAGCUUGAACCCCUGGGAGCUUGCAGCAGCUGUCCUGUACCUCUGAUGCCUGGUGUCCCUGGGACUCUCCUGCUGUCACUACCUGCUGCCAGUCACUGGUGGUGCAUCAGGAUGCUGAGCCCCUUGCCCCGGGAAGCCCUGGUGCCAGCAUGCUCAGCUUUGGGCAAUGACCUGUCUCUCCUGGUGCCAUAAAUUUGUGGUCCCACCGACCAGGUUUCCAGCCCUUCUCAGCCCCAGCUGUGGGUGGAAAAGCACCACAGUCAGGGGCUGGUACAGCCAUGCGUCCUCCCGUGUGUGCUGUCCCCAUAACAGCCUCUGUGGGCUGUAUGUGGGUAACGGGGCACCCCUGGCCCACGUCAGAGCAGAGGCUGGGUGCCCAGUGGGGGUGAGCUCUGCCCUCCAGCAUCUGCGAUCAUCUCCGAAGGAAACUCCUGGGCCAGUAACUGCAUCUGAGCCCUGUGUUGAAUAAUUGGGGCUGGACCUGCCCUCUCUGCAUUGGUUUUACCCUUUCUUGGGCUGUUUUGCAUCUUGGGUUUUCUCAGCACUUUGUGGUUUCCAGUUCUGUGUCGGGCAGAGCACCAUGGUCCUGCCCAGGACUAUUUCACCACCUACAGCUCUGAUUUGCAGUAUGAGAAGCAGGGCGCUGCCCCCGUGCCUGUGCUGCUGGCUCCAGGCAUCAUUUUCAUGGCUCCACGUGCUCUUCCCACCAGUCCUUUGGUCAUCAUGUUGUAUUUGUUCACGAAACACACUUAUCAAAGAGACAUCCCCAGGAAAAUUAACUAAACCUACUUGCUGUUAAUUUUCAAGGCUGUUAGUGCUUAGUGAAACAAAUGGAAAGCCCCUGGGCUGUGUGGCAUGCCUUCUCCAAAGAUACCUCAUUCCCGUAUUCCUGCUUCAGUCUUCAUAUCCAUGGUGUAGGAGCGUAUAUGUUUAAAUAUAAUUUUAUUGUAUUUCAGAUG